Leptinotarsa decemlineata (Colorado potato beetle) is the source of this 2671-nucleotide messenger RNA. Its product is annotated as platelet-derived growth factor receptor alpha. Gene Ontology annotation, molecular function: transmembrane receptor protein tyrosine kinase activity; ATP binding. Lineage: Eukaryota; Metazoa; Arthropoda; Insecta; Coleoptera; Chrysomelidae. Gene Ontology annotation, biological process: positive regulation of kinase activity; cell surface receptor protein tyrosine kinase signaling pathway; protein phosphorylation. The record is from RefSeq and is a predicted model, not a curated record. Gene Ontology annotation, cellular component: plasma membrane; signaling receptor complex.
CUCAAUUGAAAGAUUAAAGGAGAAUAGAGAUCGGCGAUCAAUUUGAAAAUAAAACGCGUAGCAGGCUAGUUACGCGAACCGUUCGUGUUUUGUUGUUGCGGAGGCAAUCUCGAUUUGUAUACAGGCCUGUCUAAACAUUGUAAAUAAUAAUUUUUCAGCGUAUUUCGAAACGGGGUCUAAACAUUUCUGGCGGAUCCUCUCGUCGAAAUCUAAUAUCCCGGAGUGCAGGUGUAUCAUCGGUACGGGAGUUCGAUCUAUCCGUAAACGGAGUGAUUUUGAUGGGAGUGUUUGUUGUAAGACGCCGGAAAAACAAGAGGCUCUCCAGUGGAAGUGAAAAUGACGAUAACCGCCAGAACGAGGAUUAAACACUUCAAAAACGACUUACUCUGAUCCGAAAAAUGUUCGUCUUUUGCUAUUUUCUUGUCAUACUUCUAUACAGGGUUUUUGCUGAUGAAUCAUCAUCUACAGUUUUACCAGGUAUGACAUUCGUAAACGUAUCUAUAAAACCGUAUCUUGAUCCUUUGGACUACAUUCGUCUCAACAUGUCAUGGAACGAAAUUCAAGGAGAUGUCGACAUCGUUUCCAUACGGUUUAUGAACACCGAAAAUUGUAAUCCCAUCAACGAUAUUGAGGAAUAUUCUUUAAGAUCGAACAAUUUCGUAAUAGUACCAAGCUUGGAUUUCGAAAGACCUGCAGACUAUUUGAUCAAUGGUUGCAAGUAUACCAUAGCCUUAGAAGAUGGAAACUAUCCCACCGAAAUUCAAAGACUGGAAUACGAAGUACCUGAAUGUGUGGAAAGCAAAUGUAGAUGCAGAGAUGCCAGAAAUUCUCCGUAUAAACUGGAUCAAAUUAAUCCUACGCGAGAUGGUAUUUUUCGCAUCAAAUGGAAGAGGCUCACUGCAGAAAAUAUGACAAUCGAUGAAGUGUAUUAUGAGAGAGUGAACAGUACACAAAGAACCUUCAUACCAGCCGUGACCUCCUCCCCUGAAAAUGACACGGUGGACGUUCACUUACCCGAUUUGAGAGAAGAGAUAUCUUACAGGAUAACCAUCAAAUUCAUAGACAAAUACAACGAAUGUAUAUACUUUUCUUCAAUGAAUAUUACAGUUCCAGGCAAAGGAAUAGCAAUAUAUCUCACGACAGGUUUGGUUCUCUUCAUCAUACUAACCCUUUUGUCCCUGAUCUUUGUCGUCAGAUACUCUCCCAAAUUGCGAACAAAGUUGAGAAUGUACCUGAGUUGUUUCGCAUUCCAAGGAAAUCCACUGACGAUGGUUAAAACGGUGUCAUUCGCAAAUUUGAGAGAGGAGAUCAACCCACUCUACGGUCGUUAUGAUUUUAUUAAGAAAUCUCACAAUUUUGACGACUUCGAGUUUCCUAGAAACCAAAUCCUACUCAAAAGAGAAAUAGACGGGGGUGCGUUUGGAAAGGUUUAUUUCGGAGUCGCUUUCGAAAUAGGGAUGAAGCCAGGAUAUACCCAGGUUGCUGUGAAACAAUUGCGAGAGGGAGCCUCCAAAGAAGACAUUGAGGACUUCCAAAACGAGAUAAACACAUUGAAAAAAAUCGAGCCUCAUACAAACAUCGUCGAAUUGCUUGGUUGCGUGACCAAAGACCAACCCAACAUGAUGAUAAUGGAACUGGUUCCAUGCGGCUCCCUGAAGAAGUACCUCCUGAGUCUGAGAUCCAAGUGGAUGACGAUGAGGAACUCGAGAUUCUUCUUUCCUGACGACAAUACAACCGACAAGGGAAACCAGAGUAUCUCGAGCAAGUCGGAAGGCUCGUACAUCCAACCUGACGAGCUGGACACGUUCUUGAAGAGAAACUGCGAUAUGAAAUUCUCAAAGCAGGCUAACGGCUUCAAUCAAAGGAAGAGACACAGCUCGGAGUGUACACAGCUUCCCCAAACACCGUCCUCUUUGAAUUCGGCUAAGUUGGCUUCAUGCGCGGAUACUGAAACUACCUCUUUGGGAAGCGAACCCAUUACACCCACUAACGAAUUCAAUCGACUGGUUGAACCUGUGUUGGACCAUACGGAACUACAACAGUUUGCCUUCCAAAUCGCCAGUGGUAUGAAACAUUUGGAGAAAUUGAAUGUCGUUCACAGAGACUUAGCAGCAAGAAACGUAUUGAUAACCAACAACAAGAUCUUGAAAAUAUCCGACUUCGGAAUGUCUAGGUUAGGUUCUUACGUUAGCGUCAAAUCCAAAAAAUGCCCUCUACGAUGGAUGGCCAUAGAAGCGAUUGAAGAAAGGAAGUGCGAUAGUAAGAGCGAUGUCUGGUCUUUUGGCGUCGUAUUGUGGGAGAUUGGAACUCUAGGGGCUUUUCCGUACGAAAACACAGUCGACGGCAUGGUACUGCCCUCGCUGAAAAUGGGAAAUCGACUGGAAAGGCCCGGCAUCUGUACGGACGAACUCUACUCGUUGAUGUUGAGGUGUUGGUGCGAAUGGCCGAACGAGAGGCCAUCUUUCGAAGAACUAGUAGAACUGUUGGACGUGAAAAAGCGAAAGGUGUACGUGGACUUUUCCGAGAUCAGUCCGAGAUACGAUUUUCCGCCGAUCAACGAGGUUUGCGAGUCAGUCGAAGAGUUGUCGGACGGGUGAAACGAAUCGCGUGUUAUUGUGUAAGAUGUAUGGAGAGAUAUUGUUAUUUUUUAUUAAAAAGUUUAAAAAAGAUA